Messenger RNA from Perkinsus marinus ATCC 50983, 1086 nucleotides. RefSeq names its product cathepsin L, putative. The transcript has 10 exons. Bases 1 to 1086 code for a protein of 361 amino acids. NCBI's taxonomy places the organism in Eukaryota, Perkinsozoa, Perkinsida, Perkinsidae. Gene Ontology annotation, molecular function: cysteine-type endopeptidase activity. The record is from RefSeq and is a predicted model, not a curated record. Gene Ontology annotation, cellular component: lysosome.
AUGCGCAUUAUUCUCUCACUCAUUCUCCUUACAAUCCUACCUUCGGUCGAGUCCUUGCUGGAGUCCCACAAGGGAACUGUGCACUCGGCAUUUAUCGGUUUCCAGUAUAAAUUCGGUAAAAAAUACGAGUCUAAGGAGGAAGAAAUAAAAAGAAAUGCCAUAUUUCAAGUCAACCUCCAUCACAUCGAGCAAAUCAACGCUCGAAAUCUGUCUUACAAGCUGGGCGUCAAUGAGUAUACGGACCUCACACACGAAGAGUUCGCCGCCCUGAAGCUCGGCAUUCUGAAGAUGAGCCUGAGGAAGGAUGAUAACUGGAUUUCCCUUGCCAACUCGAGCCUCCUUGUGUCAGCUGAUACCACACAGCUCGCAGCUUCGGUGGAUUGGAGAAAUAAGAGUGUAUUAACCCCGAUCAAGGAUCAAGGGCACUGUGGAAGCUGUUGGGCUUUCUCAUCGACCGGUGCUCUCGAGGCGCAGUAUGCCAUCGCUACGGGUAAGCUCUUGUCACUCUCCGAGCAGCAGCUUGUUGAUUGCAGCUCCAGCUAUGGGAACCACGGAUGUAAUGGAGGCUGGAUGCAAUAUGCUUAUGACUACAUAAAGUCAUCUGGCAUCGAUCAAGAGUCGACCUACCCUUAUGAAGCUUCGGACAACACGUGCCAAAAGUCCCUUGAGAAACUAUCCGACGGCCUCCCGGUCGGCGAGGUUACUGGCUAUCACAUGCUAGAACAAACUGAGCAGGCUUUGAUGACAAGGUUAGUGGCGGCUCCGGUCUCCGUCGCAAUGUAUGCUUCGGAUCCGGAUUUCCAAUUUUAUAAAUCGGGAGUGUACUCGUCUGAUACCUGUAACGGAGGCCUUGAUCACGCUGUUGUGGCGGUUGGUUAUGGAAACGAAAAUGGAGAGGAUUACUUCAUCGGCAGAAAUUCUUGGGGAACGUCCUGGGGUCAAGAUGGGUACUUUUACUUGAAGCGAGGAGUUCCCGGUUACGGUGAAUGCACGAUACUCGAGUACAUGUGUGUUGCGGAUCUCAAAACUACAACGUCAGAGACCAGUAAUCAUAGUACGAUCAUGAUUCGUAAAAAAGCAUCUUGA